AAAAAAAAAAAAAAAAAUGGCGUAGAUCUCUACGCGCAAGGUUAUUGAUUUCCUAGGUUAGUCGGAGUAGUCGUUAACGUCCACUUGUUAGUUACAGGAUCUACAAGUAUUCAUCAAUGGCGGAGUGGAGUGUGGUUUUACCUAUCCUUCUUACCGUCAUCCCUUUCUCUCUCCUCCUCCUCUUCCUAUUUCUCAUUGUCCGUCCACGCCCCGUCAGAAUCCCAAUCAAAAACCGCCAUGUGUUCAUCACCGGCGGCUCCAGUGGCAUCGGCUUGGCUCUGGCUCACCGAGCCGCUUCGGAAGGCGCCAGGCAGGUAUCCAUCCUCGCUCGGAAAACCAGCAAGCUCGAGGACGCCAAGCGGGAGAUCCGGCUCGCCACCGGCUGCGAAGUCGCAGCUUUCAGCGCCGACGUGAGGGACUACGAAGCCGUGAAGAAGGCCGUGGAGGAAGCCGGACCGAUUGAUGUUCUGAUCUGCAACCAUGGAGUGUUCAUUCCCCAGGAAUUGGAUACGCAGGAGCUGGAGGAGGUUAAGUUGAUGAUUGAUGUGAACUUGAUCGGAACUUUCCAUUUGAUCAAAGCGGCGUUGCCGGGGAUGAAGAACCGAGCAGAGAGGGGACCCGGUUCAAUUGCUAUAAUGUCUUCUCAAGCGGGUCAGGUUGGGAUUUAUGGUUAUACAGCUUAUUCAGCUAGCAAGUUUGGUCUCAGGGGUAUGGCAGAGGCACUGCAGCAGGAGAUUAUUGGUGAUGAUAUUCAUGUGUCCCUUAUAUUCCCCCCAGAUACUGAAACUCCUGGUUUUGCUGAAGAGAACAAAAGGAGGCCAGAGCUUACCAGUAUAUUAGCGGCAUCUUCUGGUUCGAUGAAAGCUGAAGAAGUUGCCCAGAAAUCUGUGGAUGGGAUCAAAUCUGGAAGUUUUGUAGUCCCCUGUAACUUUGAGGGAUUCUUACUGUCUAUAGCAACCGCUGGUCUUUCUCCUCAAAGAUCAUUCCUAAUGGCAUUUGUGGAGGUGAUUGGUGCAGGGUUGUUGCGCAUUGCAGCUCUAUGCUUCCAGUGGAAUUGGUAUCAGUGUAUUGCAAACUUUAACAGGAAAAGAUAGUAAGUACACUUUUUGCUGCUGCCCCUUGAGCGAACACUGCUUUAUUGUGUUUUUAUUAGGGGUUUACUUAUUGGCACAAUCAUAAUUAGCGUUACUUUUCAUCCUUCUAAGUCGAGCAAAGUAAGCAUGGAAAUGGGAGCUUGUUGCCAUUUGUUCUUGCUAACAGCUAUAGAAUUUGAUGAACUAGGAAGCAAUGGUGAGUUUAGUAGUAUGCUGCAGGAGUGUAUUUGACAAUUUGUUCUGUUAUCAGCUUUUUUGUUUUGUUUA
Messenger RNA from Ipomoea nil (Japanese morning glory), 1361 nucleotides. RefSeq names its product 3-dehydrosphinganine reductase TSC10A-like. The record is from RefSeq and is a predicted model, not a curated record. The transcript has 4 exons. Gene Ontology annotation, molecular function: 3-dehydrosphinganine reductase activity. Gene Ontology annotation, biological process: sphingolipid biosynthetic process. NCBI's taxonomy places the organism in Eukaryota, Viridiplantae, Streptophyta, Magnoliopsida, Solanales, Convolvulaceae. The coding region runs from base 117 to 1094 and encodes 325 amino acids. Gene Ontology annotation, cellular component: endoplasmic reticulum membrane.